This is a messenger RNA of Protobothrops mucrosquamatus (brown spotted pit viper), 3488 nucleotides long. Its product is annotated as zinc finger protein 420-like. The transcript is spliced from 7 exons. Gene Ontology annotation, biological process: regulation of DNA-templated transcription. NCBI's taxonomy places the organism in Eukaryota, Metazoa, Chordata, Lepidosauria, Squamata, Viperidae. The record is from RefSeq and is a predicted model, not a curated record. Bases 1 to 3330 code for a protein of 1109 amino acids.
AUGGAGGCCCGAGGGCCUCCGGGGGCGGGAGCAGCAGCAGCUGCUUCCGCGGUCCUUCAGGAGGGGAGCGGCGGCAGGGGCGGAGAGUCCGGGGAAAGCGGCGGCGGCGGCGGCGGCGGCGGCCUCCCCGAGGGGUCCCGCAGCUCCGAGGCCGAGCGCCGGCGCUUCCGCAGCUGUCGCCCCCGGGAGACCGAGGGGAUCCGGGCGCUCUGCAGCCGCCUGCACCGGCUGUGCCGUGGGUGGCUGCGGCCCGAGCGGAGCGGCAAAGCCGAGGUGGUGGACCGGGUGGUGCUGGAGCAGCUGCUGGCCCUGCUGCCCCCGGAGCUGGCGGGCUGGCUGCGGGAGUGCGGGGCGGAGAGCUGCGCCCAGGCGGUGGCCCUGGCCGAGGGCUUCCUGCUCGGCCCGCCGCCCUCCUCCGCCCCGCGGGAGCCCCCCGGAGAGGGCCGGCAGGUGCAGGAGCCAUUCAUUGGGGAGAUCUCAGCAGAGCUCCAUGGAAAAAGAGAUCCGUCCGACGAUUCUGAAGAGCUUCCUUUCAGGAGAAUUCAACUGGGGUCACCUUGCCAGAGCUCUGCUCCCUUUGAGGAGGUGGCUGUGGACUUCACAGAGGAGGAGUGGGCACUGCUGGAUUCUGGACAGAAGGCCUUGUGGAGGGAAGUCAUGCUGGAGGUUUCCAGUAAUAUGGCCACUCUGGGUGAUGGUGAUAAGCUGAGGAACGAGAAUAACAAGCAGCCAGGGUUAUUGACGCUGCAAAGAGCACUCUCGUCAAAGAGUCAUUCCUUCUCUUUUACUUUACCUAAAAUACUGCACAGGAAACAUAAACCGCAUACAUUUGUCAAAUACGAGAGGGAUUUCAGUCUGAGCAAAAAGAUGAAACUGUGCAUGAAGUAUGGAAACAGCUUCAUUAGCACGAGUAAUUUUAACUGCCACCAGAGGAUCUACCUAGGCGAGAGGCCAGGUAAAUAUCCAGAAUGUGAAAAAAGCCUUUGUCAGAAAACAGAGGUUAUUUGUCCUAAAAAGAUACAUAUCGGGGACAGACCAUAUAAUUGCCUGGAAUGUGGAAAGAGCUUUUUUGAGAGCAGUGAACUUGAUCGACAUCAAAGGAUCCACACAGCAGACAAGCCGUAUAAGUGCUUGGAGUGUGGAAAGAGCUUCACUCAGAAAGGAAAACUUAAUUCUCAUAAAAAGAUCCACACGGGAGAGAGAUCAUAUAAAUGCAUGGAGUGUGGAAAGGGGUUUAUCGACAACUGGCGCCUUACUUUCCACCAAAGGAUGCACACGGGAGAAAGACCAUACAAAUGCUUGGAGUGUGGAAAAAGCUUUAACUGGAGCAAAGAUCUUAUUCGUCACGAAAGGAUCCACACUGGGGAGAGACCCUACAAGUGCAUGGAGUGCGGAAAAAGUUUUGCUCAGAAAGGAUGUCUUACUGGUCACGAGAGGAUCCACCUGGGGGAGAAACCGUAUAAAUGCACAUUGUGUGGAAAAAGCUUUGCUCAAACAGUACAACUGAAUGCUCAUAAAAGAAUGCACACCGGGGAGAGACCAUAUAAAUGUUUAGAAUGUGGGAAAAGCUUUAAUUGGAGCAGAGGUCUAAUACAUCACGAAAGGAUCCAUACUGGGGAGAGACCAUAUAAAUGCACGGAGUGUGGAAAAAGCUUCGCUCAAACAGCACAUCUUAAUUCUCAUAAAAGGAUCCACACCGGGGAGAGACCGUAUAAAUGCUUGGUGUGUGGAAAGAGUUUUGCUCGGAAAGGAUGUCUUGCCGGUCAUGAAACAAUUCACACAGGAGAUAAACCAUAUAAAUGCACCGAGUGUGGAAAAAGCUUUGCUCGGACAGGGCAUCUUUAUUCUCACAAAAGGAUCCACUCAGUGGAUAGACCAUAUAAAUGCUUGGAGUGUGGAAAAAGCUUUAACUGGAACAGAGAUCUUAUUCGUCAUGAAAGAAUCCACACUCGGGAGAGACCAUUCAAGUGCAUGGAGUGCGGAAAGCAAUUUACUCAGAAAAAUGCUCUUAUUAAUCAUGAAAGAAUCCAUACAGGGGAGAGACCAUAUAAAUGCCUAGAGUGUGGAAAGAGCUUCAGUAGCAAGAGUAACCUCAAUCGCCAUCAGAGGGUCCACACCGGUGAUAAACCACAUAAAUGCGUGGAGUGCGGAAAGCAGUUCAGUCAGAAAGGACAUCUUACUCAUCACAAAAGGAUCCACACGGGGGAGAAGCCAUAUACGUGCACCGAAUGCGGAAAGAGCUUUGCUCAAAAAGGGCAACUUAGCUCUCAUAGAAGGACCCACACAGGCGAGAGACUGUAUAAAUGCAUCGAGUGUGGAAAGAGCUUCAGUAGCAAGAGUAACCUCAAUCGCCAUCAGAGGGUCCACACCGGUGAUAAACCACAUAAAUGCGUAGAGUGCGGAAAGCAGUUCAGUCAGAAAGGACAUCUUACUCAUCACAAAAGGAUCCACACGGGGGAGAAGCCGUAUACGUGCACCGAAUGCGGAAAGAGAUUUACUCAGAAAGGACAUCUUACUCGUCACGAACGAAUCCAUACAGGGGAGAGACCGUAUAAAUGCAGAGAAUGUGGAAAGAGCUUUGCUGAGGAAGGACGACUUAAUUCUCAUAAAAGGAUCCACACAGGUGAAAGACCAUACAAGUGCAUAGAUUGUGGAAAGAGCUUUACUCAGAAAGAACAUCUUACUUGUCAUGAAAGGGUCCACACAGGAGAGAAACCUUAUAAGUGCACAGAGUGUGGAAAGGGCUUCAGUCGAAACUCUUACCUGAGCCGUCAUCAGAGGAUCCACACAGGUGAAAAACCGUAUACUUGCAGGGAAUGUGGGAAAAGAUUCAUUGAGAAUAGAGAGCUAACUUCCCAUCAAAGGGUCCACACAGGAAAGAGAUCCUGCACAUGCCUGGAGUGCGGAAAGAGCUUUUUUGGCAACAAAGAUCUUAUUCGUCACCAAAUGAUUCACACAGAGGAGAAGCCCUAUAAAUGCCUGGAGUGUGGAAAGAGCUUUACUGAGAAAGGAAAACUUAUUUCUCAUAAAAGUAUCCAUUCAGGAGAGAGACCAUACAAAUGCCUGGAGUGUGGAAAGAGUUUUACUCAAAAAGGAAAACUUAAUUCUCAUAAAAGGAUCCAUAAGGGGGAGGGACCAUAUAAAGGUAUGGCGUGCCAAGACAGCUUUAUUGACAACAAAGACCUUAUUCGGCACCAAAGGAUCCACGCAGGAGAGAAUCCUUACAAAUGCAGUGAGGGUGAAAAAAACUUUUUAAUGACUACGGGACCUUUAUUUGUCAUGAAGAGAUCUACACAGGAGGAAAUUAUACAUGCAUGGAAUGUGGAAUAAACUUCAUUUGAGAAGGGUGCACUUCUCACAAAAAGAUGUAUAUGGUAAAAACCAUAUACAGGUGGUUCUCGACUUUCAAGUUUAAUGAUGGUUCAAAGUUGCAAUGGCACUGAAAAAAGUGAGUUAUGACCAGUUUUCGCACAACCAUUGUUGCAUCC